Molecule: messenger RNA, 2895 nt
Organism: Apodemus sylvaticus (European woodmouse)
Lineage: Eukaryota; Metazoa; Chordata; Mammalia; Rodentia; Muridae
Gene: Phaf1
Product: phagosome assembly factor 1
Exons: 16
Coding region: 252-1520 (422 amino acids)
Biological process (GO): Golgi to plasma membrane protein transport
Cellular component (GO): trans-Golgi network; synaptic vesicle membrane; dendrite
Source: RefSeq, a predicted model, not a curated record
ACGCCACUUUUGCUGCAGUUGCUCCGGGCGCUGCUGUUGCUACAGCCUCGCCUGCCGGGGCUGCUGCCCGGGAGGUGAAGGGAGGUGAAGUGUGUUGUUGUGUUCGUGCUGCCGUCGCCGCCCGGAACGGAGUGGAGAGCCGGACGUCCGCGGGCUGGCGAGAGCGGCCAGUCAGCAGCUGCGUGCUCUCCUCAGGCCGGGUCCUGUCUGCGCUGCCGCAGGGAGGCCGCCCGGCCCCGCGAACCGAGCCAAUGCUGGACCUGGAGGUGGUGCCUGAACGCUCUCUGGGGAACGAGCAAUGGGAAUUCACGCUGGGAAUGCCUCUGGCUCAGGCAGUAGCCAUUCUUCAGAAGCACUGUCGCAGCAUCAAAAAUGUCCAGGUUCUCUACAGUGAGCAGUCUCCUCUAAGCCAUGACCUCAUCCUUAACCUGACUCAGGACGGGAUCAAACUACUGUUUGAUGCUUUCAAUCAGAGACUUAAGGUGAUUGAAGUUUAUGACUUGACAAAAGUAAAGUUAAAGUAUUGUGGGGUGCAUUUUAACUCUCAGGCCAUCGCACCUACCAUUGAGCAAAUUGACCAGUCUUUUGGCGCAACCCAUCCUGGAGUGUACAACUCCGCGGAGCAGCUCUUCCACCUCAACUUCCGAGGACUGUCUUUCUCUUUCCAGUUGGACUCUUGGACGGAGGCUCCCAAGUAUGAGCCCAAUUUUGCUCAUGGUCUAGCUUCUCUCCAGAUACCCCAUGGAGCAACUGUAAAGCGAAUGCACAUCUAUAGUGGAAACAGCCUCCAGGAUACCAAGGCUCCCGUGAUGCCCCUGAGCUGUUUCCUGGGGAACGUAUAUGCUGAGAGUGUGGAUGUUCUUCGAGAUGGAACUGGACCCUCAGGGCUGCGGCUUCGCCUACUGGCUGCAGGUUGUGGACCCGGAGUAUUAGCAGAUGCCAAAAUGAGAGUAUUUGAGCGUGCAGUAUAUUUUGGUGAUUCUUGCCAAGAUGUUCUUAGCAUGCUUGGCUCUCCACACAAAGUCUUCUAUAAAUCUGAAGACAAGAUGAAAAUUCACUCUCCUUCCCCUCAUAAACAAGUUCCAUCCAAGUGCAAUGACUACUUUUUUAACUAUUUCACUCUUGGAGUGGACAUCCUGUUUGAUGCAAACACACACCAGGUGAAGAAGUUUGUCCUACACACCAACUACCCUGGGCAUUAUAAUUUUAACAUUUACCACCGCUGUGAGUUCAAGAUCCCACUAGCCAUAAAGAAAGAAAAUGCAGGUGGUCAGACUGAAAUAUGCACGACCUACAGCAAGUGGGACAGCAUCCAGGAGCUUCUGGGCCAUCCUGUGGAGAAGCCUGUUGUCUUGCACAGGUCCUCAUCCCCAAAUAACACCAACCCAUUUGGCUCCACAUUCUGCUUUGGUCUUCAGCGGAUGAUCUUUGAGGUCAUGCAGAACAACCACAUUGCCUCAGUGACCCUGUACGGCCCCCCUCGGCCUGGUGCCCACCUGAGAACAGCAGAGAUGCCCUGAAGACAUCAGCAUGUCUCCCCUCUGUCCGUGGAACUGUGCGUCACAUCCAGCCCAGUGGGUCUUCGUGCCACCUUGUGUGUUUUCUUGAGCACCUUGGCAGUGUUGACGGGCCCUGGGACUCAGAAGGGUUCGCAAGUAGGAUUUGGGCCUUGGGACAGAGGACCCAGAUGCUCUGUCCUAAGCCUGCUGUUGCCAGGAGAGAACAGUCUGCAGAGAGAAGCACAAACUUUGAGUCUUGAUGAGGGCUUUCUCAACUAACAUGUAAUAAAGGACACGUCAGCCCCUGUCCUGCACACAUAGGGAAGACGGGACUCUUUCUCUAGCUAACGAUAUACCCGGGAUGAGAACAGGUCCUGCUUUUGGCCCCACAUUGCCGUGUGGCCCUUAAGGUGAGCAGAGCAGGGAACGUGUCGGUAGUACUUGGUUGCAAUAUUUGCACUCCAUUCACUUUAGUUACUUGAUGAGCUGGCUGUGGCUGGUGUGGCCCACUGCCCUUUCCUGUUUCUUUCUUCUGUGUGAGUGCUCCUUGCCAUGCCCAGGUGGCAUACCGAAGUGGUUGGAGUACAGUUUUCUACCAGGUCUGUAGCAGGCCUAGUUCCCACUGCUGCUCUGGGAGCCAGCCUUGAAGGUCACCUGUGUCUCUUGGUCCAACCUGGCUGACAGGGCUGCACGUCUCCAUCUUGUUUGCCUCUUUUAUUUAAUGCCAAAGUGUUAGCCAAAGACACCUUCCUCCUUUUGUUACAUUACAGCAUUCUGUCGUGCACUGUGGGCCAGCUCCUUGCCCUAGUUCUGGGCACUGGCCUGGUCUGGCCUGGCCUGGCUACUUGGUUUAAGGCCCAGGGGCUCAAGGAACACUAGGCUGCUUGGUUUCUUACAUGGGUCUUGCUAACGGGAAGUAGCAUAUGUGCUUUAAAAUAGUAAUCCUUUUGAAAAGAAUUGAGAAGAGAAACAUAUAAUUUUAUCCCAUUUUUAAUAUUUUGGUCUAGCAACUUGUGAUACAUAGAUGACAAUUUUGUGAGUUUUUCAAAUGUGUGUACAGAUUUUUGUAAAUAAUGACUUUUGUAAUUAACUCAUUGCAGCCUCAUCUUGUAUAGUUCAUGAUGACUGUGCAGGGGACCUGCCCCAGCUGUCUGUCUGUAUGGUUCCUAGGCCUACAGCCAGGCCUGUGUGGCACUCCCAUGACUGAUUGACAGGUGUCUUCCCACUUGGACCUUGGUCUGGCCAGAGACCCUGCACCUCCCACUGUCAGGGUAGCCAGAACUGUUCCCAUCCUCUUCACAGAGGAGGCUUCCUCAUCCCUGCUCCAAUAAAGCACCUACGCCUCAGUGACAGCUUGCCAUGCGCUGCUGCUGGGGAGUUUGUACUAAAAUGUGAA